AUGGGCAACGUGAUAUUUUCGUUAAUCUGGCUCCUCGUCCUUAUAUUCGUAGCAUUUUGGAUUGCGGGGAUAGCAGCCGGCUUUUACAUAAUUAUUCUGCCCUUUACAGUGUGUAUAGAGGCAUUAUCGGGUUUAACUGAUUUCUUAUUAUCAGUAGUACAGUUUCCGAAGUACUGCGCUCAAGCGAUGGUGGACGGAAAAGGAUUCGAUUAA
Molecule: messenger RNA, 213 nt
Organism: Parnassius mnemosyne (clouded apollo)
Lineage: Eukaryota; Metazoa; Arthropoda; Insecta; Lepidoptera; Papilionidae
Source: the annotation of a GenBank genome assembly